This is a messenger RNA of Didymodactylos carnosus, 1023 nucleotides long. The record is from the annotation of a GenBank genome assembly. Lineage: Eukaryota; Metazoa; Rotifera; Eurotatoria; Philodinida; Philodinidae.
AUGCUCACGCCUCGCUUCGGUCGGCUUUAUAAUUAUUUAUUUACUGGUUCAAAACCAACAUUACUGUCAAUAAUCAAAGGUCAGCCUGGUUUUAAAAGGUUAUUUUGUACUUCACAUAAUCUCAUAAUAAAAGCAUUAUAUCAAGAAAGAUACAAAGAUACAAUAAAUAAUAUUAUACAAACAUAUUCACCAUCGUCGUCUGAUUAUCAAAGCAUCGAACAAAUUGGAUCAAGUCUAAUUUCAUUUGCAAAGACCUUUGAUUUGCAAAUUAAUGGCAAUCAAUUAGGCAAAACCCAUUGCGAUGUUGAAUGUCAUACUUACCAACGAAUGGUUGAAUUACUAUUGAAAUUUGUCUUGUUAUGUGAACAUGUUCCGUUUAAACGUUCCCAUGAUCUCACGAUACAAGCACAAAACAUGGAAGACGAUAUGUGUGAUACCAAUGAAGCAAACAAAUCCGACGAAAUUGAUGACGACUUUUUAUCGAAAUUAGAUCAAAGUGAUUCGCUAUGCAAUGUGUAUAGAGAUGAACUUGAAAAUACUAAAAAACUACAGAGUUUCGGUUCCAUCGCCACAUUCUUGAAUUGCGGCGUCGUUGUUGGCUUCGACGAAUCUGCCAGAAGUGAAGGCAUGCGCCGUAUUCUACGGCACAUCAUUCGUAUCUUACGUCACGGUCCAUUACCGCCCGCAAUGUUAUAUGACUGCGCUUGUACUCUGAGACUUUUCAUUGACAAUUGGUUUGGCACACAAUAUUUGGCAGGGACGGAUAACAGUCGUUUCUUAAAAGAAAUGGCAUUAGCCAUUGAUCGCUUCCAUCAGCCCGGACACAAGAGACGGAUGUGUAAAACAACAAUGAGAGCCGAUGACCCAAGUCAUCGUGGUAUUUUCAACGGAAUUGAUUCAUCACUUUGUGAACGAUAUUUAGGGUAUUUAGCAUAUUUAGGGUAUUUGGGAUAUUUAGGAUAUUUAGGGUGUUUAGUAUAUUUUGUGUAUUUUGGAUAUUUGGGAUAUUUAGUUUAUUUAUGA